Ilex paraguariensis (yerba mate) is the source of this 671-nucleotide messenger RNA. The record is from the annotation of a GenBank genome assembly. NCBI's taxonomy places the organism in Eukaryota, Viridiplantae, Streptophyta, Magnoliopsida, Aquifoliales, Aquifoliaceae.
AUGUCAAUUACACCUUCUAUUUUGGUUCUUCUUCUAUGCCUUUCUUUCCAUGCAUGUACUGCUAGAAAGCUUGGUGUCAUCAACAAGAAGCCUGAAAACAAGUUUUGGCUUCCCAACAAGAACGGAGAGAAGGUGGGUCUUAUUCAGAUUCCAGCUCCUUUGAUGAACAAGCUUUCCUUGUCAACCAGACUUCAAGUGGCUAAAAACGACAGCAAGCUCAAAGAGAGUAGGGUUGACAACCACAUUGACAAUCCAGCAACUCCAAAGGCAAAUCCAAAAGAUCUGAAAGAUCCAAGAGUAAAAAUUCUCGAUGCUGCUCAAACUGAGUCUCUGGCUACUGUUUCUUGGCGAGUCCCUCACAGGAAACGGAGGGAGAAGCAACCUGGGUUUAACUUGGACUACUCACCACCGAAGACACAUCCUCCUGUUCACAACUGAGUUGAUCUUUUCUUCUUCCUUUUUUGCUCUGAUUUUAGAGGAUUAGAUCGAAAACAAAUCAGUAAUCGAGAAUUUGUAAAGCCUCAUCUUAGGGCUCAUUUCAUGAUCACAGCUGCCUAAUUUAUGUAAACAAUCCUAGGCGCUACUACAUAGAGGAUAAGCUGUUGAGUACUGUGUAUGAUUGGUUGUAUGGGAGAGAUUGAAGUAUGAAGCCAAUUGAUUUAUCUAACAAU